This is a messenger RNA of Vanrija pseudolonga, 1864 nucleotides long. It is a transcript of the gene ero-1, whose product is annotated as Endoplasmic reticulum oxidoreductin-1. The coding region runs from base 19 to 1710 and encodes 563 amino acids. Gene Ontology annotation, biological process: protein folding in endoplasmic reticulum. Gene Ontology annotation, molecular function: FAD binding; protein-disulfide reductase activity; thiol oxidase activity. The transcript has 5 exons. Gene Ontology annotation, cellular component: endoplasmic reticulum; endoplasmic reticulum membrane. Lineage: Eukaryota; Fungi; Basidiomycota; Tremellomycetes; Trichosporonales; Trichosporonaceae. The record is from RefSeq and is a predicted model, not a curated record.
CCCACCCCCACCACCCCCAUGGUCAGCUUCAGCGGCCUCGUCUCGUCCCUCCCGCUGCUCGGCGGCGCGGUGGCCGGCAUUCUAGACCCAUCACGGCCUGAUUCAAAGGUCGCGCGCAACGUGCUCGAAGGCAAGGCAGAGGGGUAUUGUAGCCCCUCCGGCCCGAUCGAGCACACGUCGUGCGCGUACGAGACCAUCGAGCAGGUCAACACCGAGCUCUUCCCCAAGAUCCACGAGCUGGUGGAGCACCCCUUCUUCCGAUACUACAAGGUCGACCUGUUCCGCGAGUGUCCGUUCUGGCAGGAGAAUGGAUUCUGCAUGAACCGCGCGUGCUCGGUGGAGGAGACGGAGGAGUCUGAGAUCCCGGAGAAGUGGAGAGCAAAGGCGCUGAGCGCUGUCACCGUGUCGUCUGCUGAGGACGGCCCGUCGAGCUGCUACUUCCGCGACGACGACUUCUGCUUCAUCGAGGACGACUCGACCCCCGACGGACAGUACAUUGACCUCGCGCUCAACCCGGAGCGGUUUACAGGCUACGCUGGAGACUCGUCGCACCAGGUCUGGCGGGCAAUCUACAAGGAGAACUGCUUCGGGCUCUCCGAGGCGGGCUUUGCGUCGAGCCUCGCCGGGCGCGGGGGCAAGGGCCCCAAGGAGGUGCUCGCGUCUGCCGUGGUCGGCGCGGGCGGAGUCAGCACGCCCAACGACAAUGGCUGGGGCUUCUCCAAGCUCUCCGAGGGGUGGGGUACCGAGAUGGUCAAGUCGGCGUCGGCCGAGACGUGCGAGGAGAAGAAGCUCUACUACCGCGUCAUUUCGGGCCUGCACGCCUCCAUCUCGAUCCACAUCUGCGCAGAGUACCUCGACACCACGACGGGCGAGUGGAAGCCCAACCUCCAGUGCUUUGUCAACCGCCUCGCGACGCACCCCGAGCGCCUGUCCAACGUGUACUUCAACGCCGUGCUUGUCCUGCGUGCUAUCGCGCGCGCAGCGCCCUACUUCCGCGCGUACGACGUCGGCGUCACCCCGCGCGCGAUGCUCGCCAAGGAAUCGUGCUCCACCGCCGCGGGCGACAGGGCCACCCGCAGCCUGCUCGACGACGUCCUGUCCAUCGCUGAGCGCUCCGACGUCGCCAGCGGCUUCGACGAGGCCGCCUUCUUCCAGGGCCCUGAUGCGCCUAUCCUCAAGGAGCAGUUCAAGACCCACUUCCGCAACGUGUCGCGCAUCAUGGACUGUGUCGGCUGCGACAAGUGCCGUCUCUGGGGCAAGCUCCAGGUGUCGGGCAUUGGUACCGCGCUCAAGAUUCUCUUUGCUCUCGACGACAAGGCGCUUGACCCCAAGCGCAACCCCGACCUCCUGCAGCGCUCCGAAGUCGUCGCGCUCUUCAACACGCUGCACCGCAUCUCCGAGUCGCUGUCGUCUGUUGAGGACUUCCGCCAGAUCUACGCCGCGACGCAAGCCGCGGAAGCCGAGGCCGCGCGCAAGCGCCACGCAGAGGACGAGGAGGCGCGGCGCGCAGCCGAGCGCUCGUCCCUGUCCUACUACCUCUCCCCGAGCGCAAUCUUCGCCACUAUCCUCUCGGUCCUCGAGGCCAUCCGGAGGAGUUGCCGCGGCUGCGUAGAGUUCUGCGUGCGCUCCCUCCAGACUGGCCCCGUCGCCAACGUCUUGAACGCCAUCCGGCAGGCCAUUGGUGUCGACGGCGUCAAGACGGAAUUGUAAUAUCCAUAUACCCUACAGUGUAAGUAGACCUCACCUUCUUUUCCGUACAGUGUACGCGCAUGGCAUCGCAUGAUCUAGCAGGGGCGAGGGGGGCACGGGGGGCACAACGACUCACACAGACUCACACGACACACACAAAUACAGAUGCAUGAUG